Sceloporus undulatus (fence lizard) is the source of this 1152-nucleotide messenger RNA. Its product is annotated as zinc finger protein 501-like. The coding region runs from base 1 to 1152 and encodes 383 amino acids. Gene Ontology annotation, molecular function: RNA polymerase II cis-regulatory region sequence-specific DNA binding; DNA-binding transcription factor activity, RNA polymerase II-specific. NCBI's taxonomy places the organism in Eukaryota, Metazoa, Chordata, Lepidosauria, Squamata, Phrynosomatidae. The transcript is spliced from 4 exons. The record is from RefSeq and is a predicted model, not a curated record. Gene Ontology annotation, cellular component: nucleus. Gene Ontology annotation, biological process: central nervous system development; regulation of transcription by RNA polymerase II.
AUGGCAACAGUUUCAGUAAGAGAGUAUUUUGUGCUUAAAGGUGAGCUGAUGCACAAAAAGAAAAAGAAACCAGAUACUAGUCUGGUCUAUAACUUGGUUCAUGAAUUCAGUCAUAUUAAGAAAAUCAAGGAGGAAUGGGACCUCCUGGAUUUCAACCAACAAUCUUUAUACAUUCAAGUGAUGAUUGAAAACUAUGAGAAUGUAUCCACUCUGGAAUGUGAUUGGAGUGAAAUAAGACAAUGUGGCAAAUGUGAUCUCUCUUUCAUGAAUGAAUUGGAACUUGCCAGACAUGAGACAACCCAUGAAGAAGGGGAACAUGAAACCAGAGAAAAGCCUGAGAAAUGUUUAAAACAUGAGAAAAAGAAAUGCUUCAGGUGUGAAAAGUGUGGAAAAUGUUUUGCUCACAAUUCUCUUCUUGUGAAGCACCAGAGAGUCCACACAGGAGAGAAACCAUACAAAUGUCAAGAGUGCGAGAAAUGCUUUACUCAAAAACAAAGCCUUGUGAGACAUCAGCGACUUCACACAGGAGAGAAACCAUACAAGUGCCAGCUGUGUGGAAAAUCUUUUAAUGAAGGGUUCAACCUUGUGAUGCAUCAGAGAGUCCACACAGGAGAGAAACCAUACAAGUGCCCGAAGCAUCAGAGAGUCACACGGGAGAGAAACCAUACAAGUGCGGGUGUGGAAAAUUUUGCUCAAAAGUCCAGCCUUGUGAAGCCAUCGAGAGUCCACACAGGAGAGAAACCAUACAAGUGCCGAAGUGUCAAAAAUGUUUACUCAAAGUUCCAGCCUUGUACCCAUCACAGGGUCCCACAGGAGAGAAACCUUACAAAUGCCAGAAGUGUGGAAAUGCUUUGCUACAGCAUAAUCUUGUUGAAGCAUGAGAGUUCAUACAGGAGAGAACCAUAUAAAUGCCAGAAGUGUGAAAAAUGUUUUGCUACAAUGUCACAUCUUGUGAAUCAUCAGAGAAUUCAUACAGGAGAGAAGCCAUAUCGAUGCCCAAAGUUGUGGAUGUUUUGGUUGGAGAGGCAAUCUUGUGAUCCACCAGGGAGAGUCCAUGAGGAGAGAGAACUUGUCAAGGUCCAUGGGGCAAAAAUGUUUGAUGAAACAUCCAAACUUGGAUGCUACCAGAAGAUCAUCUUCCUCAUGCACUAG